AUGACCAUAGAAGUUGAAAAUGAGCCAACAAAUGCUGAAUAAUAAGAAGAUAUAGAAAAAAAAUAAGAAAAUGCAAAAAUUAAUUUAUCUUUCUUGGAUUUAAGCAGAUAUGUUGAUGAUUUCAAAUUUAACGAUAAUGAAAAGGAAGAAUUAUAAAAAAUGAGUCAAUUUAUGGUUUGGUUUUGGAAAAUAAAAGCCUUUAAUAUAGCCUUAUAUGAAGAUAGUUUUAUGCUACUUAUGAUUUUAGAAGAAAAUUAUGAAAAUGUAAUGGGAACAAUGAGAUUAGAAAAAGAUUUAAAUAGAGAAAUUUAAUAAUGGUUAUUUGAUUUUUAUUUCUCUUAUGCUUAUUAUAUUGAAUAUUUAGAAAAUUAGAAUUAUAGAUUAGAUUAUUAAAUAAAAAAAUAUGUUUAAGAUUUAAUUAGUUUAGUUUGA
Molecule: messenger RNA, 432 nt
Organism: Ichthyophthirius multifiliis
Lineage: Eukaryota; Ciliophora; Oligohymenophorea; Hymenostomatida
Exons: 5
Source: RefSeq, a predicted model, not a curated record